This is a messenger RNA of Planococcus citri (citrus mealybug), 1192 nucleotides long. Its product is annotated as lysophospholipase-like protein 1. Gene Ontology annotation, biological process: protein depalmitoylation. The transcript is spliced from 6 exons. Lineage: Eukaryota; Metazoa; Arthropoda; Insecta; Hemiptera; Pseudococcidae. Gene Ontology annotation, molecular function: palmitoyl-(protein) hydrolase activity; carboxylic ester hydrolase activity. The coding region runs from base 66 to 944 and encodes 292 amino acids. Gene Ontology annotation, cellular component: cytoplasm. The record is from RefSeq and is a predicted model, not a curated record.
ACAGUUUACUUCGCAGAUUACACAACUUAACUUGUGAGGUUCCAAACAACGGAAAGUUUUCAAAAAUGCUUUUUAAACAAAUAAUUUGCCAUACGUAUAAUUUAAUUUGGAUAGGAUCCGUAUUGUUUAUUCCAGCAGAAUCUCGUAAAACCAAAGCACCAAAAUGGUAUUAUAAAAAGACCGAUACAGUUUUGCAAAAAGAAGAUGAGAUACUUCCAACAGGCAAACACACAGGGACCAUAUUUUUCUUACACGGUUUAGGAGGAACAGGUAAAUCAUUCAGGCAGACAUUCGAGUCGAUGAAAACAAUAGGAGGACUUCCAAUACCGCAUCCUUACUUAAAACUGGUAUUCUUGACCGCUCCUUAUGGGCCAUGCAAAGCAUUUCCUCAAGAAUUGAGGGUAUAUAGAUGGUACGAUAUUCCUAAAAUACAUAUUAACGCUUCGGAGAUCUUGUGGGACUACAUGGAGUACAUAAUCUGGGAACUGAAACAAUUUGCGCAGAAGGAAAACAACGAGGAUAUUCAUUGGUUUAGAAUUGGCAUGGGUGGAUUCUCGCAAGGUGCAAGUAUGGCGAUGAUCGCAGGCUACAGUUAUUUAUGGAAAAUGGGCGGAGUAUUCGCAUUAUCUGGUUAUAUCAAUUAUAAAAGUGGCCUAUGGGAGUCGAUUUUCCAGGAGAUGACUGUCCGAAAACGACACAGGUAUCCGAAAUUAUUCGGCUAUCAUGGUGUAAAAGACGAUAUGGUGCUUUAUGAAUGGGGUAAAUACACCUUUGACGAGCUCCAGAGUCGAGGUAUAGAAGGAGAAUUCCAUAGUGAUCCGGAACUUAGACAUAGGAUUUCGGUGAAUGAAGCGAAAGCGCUGUUUGAUUGGCUCAAUACGACUUUUCCGGCAGAAUUUCGUAGGCCGACACCGACUUGGACUUGGACUGGAUGGUAUCCUUGAAUUGGAUGGAAAUUCUGCAAGAAGAUAUACGAAUUGAGUGCCUACAAUUUCAAACGUGGAGGAUUCAAGAGGCAGAGAGUGACAGAAUAUAGAUAGAAAUUUUACUUCGAGAUAAGAUAGGAAUUUGAUUGACCAUUCAUAACAACCCAUUCAUUGAAAAAAUAGACUCGUCAUUCAUCUCUGUUAAAUCUAAAAUCAAAUUAUAAUUUUGGACUUGGUCGUAAUUUGUAAAAAUUGACAAUAAAGUU